Trichechus manatus latirostris (Florida manatee) is the source of this 5812-nucleotide messenger RNA. It is a transcript of the gene HNRNPR, whose product is annotated as heterogeneous nuclear ribonucleoprotein R. NCBI's taxonomy places the organism in Eukaryota, Metazoa, Chordata, Mammalia, Sirenia, Trichechidae. Gene Ontology annotation, molecular function: mRNA binding. The transcript is spliced from 11 exons. The record is from RefSeq and is a predicted model, not a curated record. Bases 120 to 2030 code for a protein of 636 amino acids. Gene Ontology annotation, cellular component: ribonucleoprotein complex; nucleus.
CUGUCCAUGAGUGGGGGAGGGGGUGGCGCGCGCGCCAUUUCUAGUCGUUUUCAAAGCGCCUCGCGCUGAUUCUCACGGGCCCGGCCGCCGGCCCCUGCUCUGCCCUGCAGCAUAAUAAAAUGGCUAAUCAGGUGAAUGGUAAUGCGGUACAGUUAAAAGAAGAGGAAGAACCAAUGGAUACUUCCAGUGUAACUCACACAGAACACUACAAGACACUGAUAGAGGCAGGCCUCCCACAGAAGGUGGCAGAAAGACUUGAUGAAAUAUUUCAGACAGGAUUGGUAGCUUAUGUCGAUCUUGAUGAAAGAGCAAUUGAUGCUCUCAGGGAAUUUAAUGAAGAAGGAGCUCUGUCUGUACUACAGCAGUUCAAGGAGAGUGACUUAUCCCAUGUUCAGAACAAAAGUGCAUUUUUAUGUGGAGUUAUGAAGACCUACAGGCAACGGGAGAAACAGGGGAGCAAGGUGCAAGAGUCCACAAAGGGCCCUGAUGAAGCAAAGAUCAAGGCCUUGCUUGAGAGGACUGGUUAUACUCUGGAUGUAACCACAGGACAGAGGAAGUAUGGUGGUCCUCCACCAGACAGUGUGUACUCUGGCGUACAGCCUGGGAUUGGCACAGAGGUUUUUGUAGGUAAGAUACCAAGAGAUUUAUAUGAGGAUGAGUUGGUGCCCCUUUUUGAGAAGGCUGGUCCCAUUUGGGAUCUCCGUCUUAUGAUGGAUCCACUGUCUGGUCAGAACAGAGGGUAUGCUUUUAUCACCUUCUGUGGAAAGGAAGCUGCACAGGAAGCUGUUAAACUGUGUGACAGCUAUGAAAUUCGCCCUGGGAAACACCUUGGAGUGUGCAUUUCUGUGGCAAACAACAGACUUUUUGUUGGAUCAAUUCCGAAGAAUAAGACUAAAGAAAACAUUCUGGAAGAAUUCAGUAAAGUCACAGGUUUAACAGAGGGUUUGGUGGACGUUAUUCUCUAUCAUCAACCCGAUGACAAAAAGAAGAAUCGGGGGUUCUGCUUCCUUGAAUAUGAGGAUCACAAGUCAGCAGCACAAGCUAGACGCCGGCUAAUGAGUGGAAAAGUAAAAGUAUGGGGAAAUGUAGUUACAGUUGAAUGGGCUGACCCUGUGGAAGAACCAGAUCCAGAAGUCAUGGCUAAGGUAAAAGUCUUAUUUGUGAGAAACUUGGCUACUACUGUUACAGAAGAAAUAUUGGAGAAAUCAUUUUCUGAAUUUGGAAAACUUGAAAGAGUGAAGAAGUUGAAAGAUUAUGCAUUUGUUCAUUUUGAAGACAGAGGAGCAGCUGUUAAGGCCAUGGAUGAAAUGAAUGGUAAAGAAAUAGAAGGGGAAGAAAUUGAAAUAGUCUUAGCCAAGCCACCAGACAAGAAAAGGAAAGAGCGCCAAGCUGCUAGACAGGCCUCCAGAAGCACUGCGUAUGAAGAUUAUUACUAUCACCCUCCUCCUCGCAUGCCACCUCCAAUUAGAGGUCGGGGUCGUGGUGGGGGGAGAGGUGGAUAUGGCUACCCUCCAGAUUACUAUGGCUAUGAAGAUUACUAUGAUGAUUACUAUGGUUAUGAUUAUCACGACUAUCGUGGAGGCUAUGAAGAUCCCUACUACGGCUAUGAUGAUGGCUAUGCAGUAAGAGGAAGAGGAGGAGGAAGGGGAGGGCGAGGUGCUCCACCACCACCAAGGGGGCGGGGAGCACCACCUCCAAGAGGUAGAGCUGGCUAUUCACAGAGGGGGGCACCUUUGGGACCACCAAGAGGCUCUAGGGGUGGCAGAGGGGGUCCUGCACAACAGCAGAGAGGCCGUGGUUCCCGUGGAGCUCGAGGCAAUCGUGGGGGCAAUGUAGGAGGCAAGAGAAAGGCAGAUGGGUACAACCAACCUGAUUCCAAGCGCCGUCAGACCAACAACCAACAGAACUGGGGUUCCCAACCCAUCGCUCAGCAACCGCUUCAGCAAGGUGGUGACUAUUCUGGUAACUAUGGUUACAAUAAUGACAACCAGGAAUUUUAUCAGGAUACUUAUGGGCAACAGUGGAAAUAGACAAGUGAGGGUUUGAAAAUGAUAUUGGCAAGAUACGAUUGGCUCUAGAUCUACAUUCUUCAAAAAAAAAAAUUGGCUUAACUGUUUCAUCUUUAAGUAGCAAUUUGCUGCCAUUUGUAUUGGGCUGAAGAAUCACUAUUGUGUAUAUACUCAAGUAUUUUUAUUUUUCCUCUUUUCAUAAAUGCUCUUGGACAUUAUUGGGCUUGCAGAGUUCCCUUAUUCUGGGGGCUACAAUGCUUUUAUCGUUUCAGGCUUCAUUUUAGCUUCAAAACAAGCUGGGCACACUGUUAAAUCAUGAUUUUGCAGAACCUUUGGUUUUGGACAGUUUCAUUUUUUUGGAUUUGGGGUAGAUUACAUAGGAGUAUGGAGUAUGCUGUAAAUAAAAAUACAAGCUAGUGCUUUGUCUUAGUAGUUUUAAGAAAUUAAAGCAAACAAAUUUAAGUUUUCUUGUAUUGAAAAUAACCUAUGAUUGUAUGUUUUGCAUUUCUAGAAGUAGGUUAACUGUGUUUUUAAAUUGUUAUAACUUCACACCUUUUUGAAAUCUGCCCUUCAAAAUUUGUUUGGCUUAAACGUCAAAGCCGUGACAAUUUGUUCUUUGAUGUGAUUGUAUUUCCAAUUUCUUGUUCAUGUAACAUUUCAAUAAAACUCAAAAAUCUAUUCAAAACAUUACCUAUUUCAAAUUCAAUUGUGUCCUAAAACAUUAUUUUAUUCGUAAUCCUUGCAAAGAAUAUUGUUUUCAAAGGAUAACUGCCUAUGUGAGUGAUCAAAUUCAUGCAAAAUUUCUUGUCUAUUCUAACAUAUAUUGUGGACAUCAGAUGAGAAUUAGUCUAAAUUCAAGUAUUUAUUCCAAAUGUCACUGCAUUAAUUGGUGUUCUAUCAUAGUUGCUUCUAAUUUUGAAAAUUUAUCCUUUAUUUUAAAAAAACUGAUUCAAAGACUUCUGAACAUUCUUGCAGGCAUUGGAUAAUUUGCAGUUGUUAAAAUCGGGUUGGGGAAGCAGACUGCAAUUUAUUUUGACCCACAUUCUUUAUAUAAAGGAUAAUCAUGGUUGAAGUCCUCAUUUGCUGGAUAAGUGAAUGUAUAUAACAGGGAAAAGUUGAUUGUAUUGUGGGCUAAAGUUCAGUUAUAGUAUAUGUGAUCAUGACUACCUUUUCAGUUACUGGUUUAGGAAUAUAAUUUCCUGUUGCUAUGCAAAUUUGCUUUGAGAAACAAUUACACCUUAUCAGAGAGGCUUAAAAAAAUCUAGUAGUCAUACUUCUAACUUUUGUUGAUACCCCUUUUAUUUUCAUUUUUUUUACUAUCUCUAGUGGCUAAAUUUUUUGUUGGCCAAGCCAUAACAUCUUCCUUGUUUAGCCUUUAGAAAUCUGAUUUAUUCCAGUGACUUUUUUUGAUAUGAAUGAGAGGAACAGAACAAUCUAAACUUUACAGAAAAGUGUGGAUCACUUCCAAAUUACUCAAAAUUUCCCUUCCAUUUUACUCUUAGGUGGUUCUAAAAUGUUUUUAUAAUGAUAAAAAUAAGCUUUUAGGGAAUAACUAAAAUGGACACACCUCUAUUUCAUGUUUUGUUCCUAUUUGGUGUCUUUUGUGACAGCAAUAUUAAAUAUCUAAACCAUAAGCCACUUAACUCCUUGAGAGCUUGGUUAGAUCCUGUUUUGGGUUUCAUGGCUUCUCUUUUGAUUUUGAGUAAGUAAAUUAAUAAUUGCUGAUGAAAGUCAGUGUUUCUCAAUUCUCUUUCAAAAUACACUCAUUUCAUAGUACAGUAAUUUAACAGACCUUAUUAGUAUUCAUUCCUCUUAAGUUUUUGGAAACUGAUAAAGGAAUUAUUUGGUCUGUUGUAUAGUAGUUUCACAUUGAUUAACAUGGGUAUGUAUUUAGUAAGGUUUAGAUCUAGUUUUUUUUUUAAUGUUCAUUUAUGCAAGUAAAGACACCAAACAUGCAUUAAAUGCUGCUUUUCAACUUUGACAAUACAAUUUGAAGCUAUAACUGUAAAUCUAAAUUAGAUUUAAACCCUGAUUUUUCUUGGAAAGAACAAAAGGUCUAUGAAUGAAAUUUGAAUUGUUUGUAUUAAAAAUUAGAUGUUACAAGAUACAGAGUCGUCAUGAAAAAAUUAGGAAUGGGAAUAGAAAUGAUUUGGAAAAAAUAUUUUCUUAUUGUGUUUCCCCCCACCCAUCCUAAAAUGUAAACCUAUCAAAAACAUAAGAACAAAAUUUGGAUUCCAUGUCAAAACCAUUUCAUUGAAAAUUAUAUUUUAGUCACUUGAAUUUUAAAAUGGCCACUUCCUCCUUUGUCCUGCUCAACAAUUAAAAAUAUAUCUGGAGAGGUAUCCCUUUAAUAUUGCUGUAUAGUUUUUGUGGCUCUUCUAGUUAACAAAAAACAUAACUUUACAAACAUUAAAUCUUACUGUAGAACUCUUUGAUGUCUUAUAAAUUAUUGUAGACACAUUCAGAUAAAUAGAUUCAGAGCUGAACUUUUUCACAGAAAUCUAACAAUGUAAUAUGUAAGCCGGAGAAAUGUCAGUUGAGGGAGUUCUAAAUUUUAGAUUUACAUUAGUUUGUUUUUUAAAAUAGAUGCAAAUUAUAAGUUCUGAGAAAUUAGAUUUUCCGCUGUCCUGCCUUAACAUCCUUUUUGUUCCCCAACCUAGUUGAUUUGGUUUUAUUUAUGAGCCUGCCACAGUAAAGUGUGUGUUAGAAAAUGUAUUUGCUUUAUAUUGCGAUAGACCUGUUCUUUGUAGAUACCCCCCUGAGAUUGACAUAAAUAUACCCCCUUCCCAUAAUGGAAUGCUAAUUUUAUUUGAUCACUCAUUUAUAGCAGUUGCUUAAAUGUAUGUAAUUAUAUGAAGGUGUUUUUAAUUUUUUAAAAGCAAAAAAGUUCUAAUAAGUUGCCAGAUUUCUGAUAAAUCCAGGGUUGUUGAUCAAGAAAGAUGGAAGAUGAGUUAUUAUGGUUUUGUAGUUAGUUUUUUUAAACAAAGGAGUUCAGCAUAAUUGUUUUUAGUUUCUUAGUUUCUGGGGUUAUUCUGCGUAAGAAAGCCCAAUGCUUUCUGUUAGUAGUAGAUGACUUUUCUCUCAUUUGACUUUGAAAUCUGACUUAGAAGGUGAACCCUUUUUCUUUUUAAAAAGGUCAGCAUGCAUCAAAAUAAAUUACAUAUUUUAAAUUCCAAAAGAGAAAGAACAUAAAAUUAAUUCCAUGCCUUGCGUAAAGCCAUAUAAUAGUAUUCUUGAAACUCAGUACAUCAUUUGCCUCCUGCCCAUUUGGAUAAUCAUACCUAUGUUUUAUUGUGUAUUAUUUGUAAAAUCAAAGCCAGUAAAUACUUGCUAUAAGGCUAUCGUCAAUUUUAAAGACUUCUGAAUAUGUUAAAAUUUGCCCUUUUGAUUUUCAAAAUAAUUUUAUUAUAUCAAGCUAUCCGUAUUCUUAAAGGAAGCCAACCUGAAGUAUUUGGAAGAAAUGUUAAUGGUAGUAUUGUCCUUUAUCAUAUGAAAUCUCUUAAGUGAACAGCUAAGAAAAAGCCUUAUAGAAAGAGUGCACUGGAUUUAUAAGUGUGUUUGUUUCUCUAAGGUUGGGAGCUUCUGUUAACUUAGAAGUGGAGUUGUUAUGCAUAAGGCAGUGAAUUAAUUGGAUGACUAUUGGAGAAUCCAGAAUGAGAACUCCAUUAACCAGACGUGUUUACUUUUGCAUUAGAAGUUUGUUAAUUAGGUUUUCUAUUUGAAAUACAAACACUGUUUAAAUAAAUUGCGUAUUUAAUGUAUUGGUCAGUAAUUUAAUAUAAAUAAGGAUAAUAAUUAAUUUG